Messenger RNA from Knipowitschia caucasica, 546 nucleotides. Lineage: Eukaryota; Metazoa; Chordata; Actinopteri; Gobiiformes; Gobiidae. The record is from the annotation of a GenBank genome assembly.
AUGGCCUACAGGAAGGUGUGCGAUUCUCAGGGGGGCCCUCUGGUGGGGGAAGCCUGUCCAGGGGCGCUGGAGCUGGACUGGGAUCUGGACAAAGAAGAGCUCCCUGAGGCCGUACCAGACCGGGAGAGGCUGCAGAUGCAACAUGUGGACUGUCCAAGAGCAGAGCCAGGUCCAGACCCAGACCCAGAGUUCAUGGAGCCCAUGCCGCCGUCUGUGUCCGUCUCUCCUCACGGACGCUUCGAACGACUUCAGGAAGAUCCAAACUACAUCUCCCACUUCACCCGAGCCCCAGGGAACAAGGGCCAGAGGAGGCUGCACUGCUUCCUGCUCAGGCAUUUCGUAGUUGGCGCUGCUCUGUUUGUCCUGGGCCUCCUGAUUGGCUGGUUCCUGCACUCGCCCCCGUCCGUCAAAGCUCAAGCCCUCCCCCCUGAGAGCUCUGACCUGCUGGACGCGCUGCUCACCAGGAUCACAGCCGAUAAGAUAGAAGCUCUGCAGAGGUCAGUGUGUCACGACUUCUACAUCUUUGCAUUUUGUUUCAUUGUAUAA